Oncorhynchus kisutch (coho salmon) is the source of this 5593-nucleotide messenger RNA. RefSeq names its product opiate receptor-like 1 (gene oprl1). Gene Ontology annotation, cellular component: plasma membrane; neuron projection. Gene Ontology annotation, molecular function: nociceptin receptor activity; neuropeptide binding. Gene Ontology annotation, biological process: sensory perception of pain; neuropeptide signaling pathway. The transcript is spliced from 4 exons. NCBI's taxonomy places the organism in Eukaryota, Metazoa, Chordata, Actinopteri, Salmoniformes, Salmonidae. The record is from RefSeq and is a predicted model, not a curated record. The coding region runs from base 647 to 1759 and encodes 370 amino acids.
GAAUCAACUCCAAGCCUACCUCACACCUAUUAGUAAGCGCAAUGUAUUUAGUGGAGACUACACACGCUGUAGUAGUAGACUAAGAAUGUGUAGAUCAAUCACUGUUGUAGUCUAGCUAAUGGAGACAUUUAAAAGUGUCCCGUAAGAGACAUAGUAGACACAUCAUUUCGCUACAGCAAUACAAACCGCAUAUCUCCAGACACGCAGGUCUCGCGUACCGUGCGUGAUCCGAUAGAGAGAGGACGCGCGUAGAGGGAUCGAGGGAAGAAGGAGAGAGGACGAGAGGACACCGAGAUCUUUCUCCUUGUCUGAUGAACGAACCUAUUCGAAAAGUAUGAGAGGAACCGGCUAGAUUUAGACCACUCGUCACUCUACAGUUCGUAUGUUGUUGAGGGGAGGGUGGGGAAAAAAUAAUGAUCCUAUCCUAGACCUACACCAACGUAAAUCUGUAUCGCUGCGCUGGCAACUGUGGAAAACAGGACAGCGAGCAAGAGACUGAGAUAAACAACAUACAACAUAGGAAAGCAGCCAACUGCCUAAAACCAAAAUAAGGAACUUCUGGGAAGGAACCGGAGGCCAGCGCGGGAAGGACUCAUAACAGAUCGUUGGAAUAGCAUCUCGAAUAACGGCAGGUAGGACAUUUGUCAUGGAGUUCCUAAACGACUCCUUGGUCGGUGGAUCAGACCUGGACCUGAGAGCCUUCCACUUCUACAACGACUCUCUGCUUUUCCAGAACAACUUCAGUAUUGGCAACAACGAGACCUACGCCUUCCUCCCCACCGGCAUCAAGAUCACCAUCGUUGUGGUCUACAUGAUGGUCUGCGUGGUGGGGCUGGUGGGUAACUGUCUGGUCAUGUACGUUAUCGUCAGGUACACCAAGAUGAAGACAGCCACCAACAUCUACAUAUUUAACCUGGCUCUGGCUGACUUCCUGGUCCUCGCUACCUUACCCUUCCAGGGAACAGACGUUUUCCUGGGCUUCUGGCCGUUCGGCAACGCCCUCUGCAAGGCCGUGGUCUCCAUCGACUACUACAACAUGUUCACCAGCACCUUUACUCUGACCGUGAUGAGCAUGGAUCGCUACGUGGCCGUGUGCCAUCCGGUCAAGGCCCUGGACAUGAGGACGCCCCACAAGGCCAAGGUGGUCAACAUCUGUGUGUGGGUCCUGGCGUCGGCGAUAGGGGUACCGGCCAUGGUGUUGGGAGAUGUGGAGGUGGAGAUCGAACAUAACAGUAUAGAGUGUAACAUAGUCCUCCCAGACCCCCGUAACUACUGGGACCCGGUGUUCGGCACCUGCGUCUUCCUCUUUUCCUUCCUCAUCCCGGUUACCAUCAUCAGUGUCUGCUACAGCCUGAUGGUCAAUCGCCUUCGCAGCGUCCGCAUCCUGUCCGGCUCCAAGGAGAAGGACCGUAACCUACGCCGCAUCACCCGCAUGGUCCUGGUCGUAGUGGCAGCCUUCGUGGUCUGCUGGACCCCCAUCCAGAUCAUGGCUCUGGCCCAGUUGUUAGGCUUCAACCUGGGUAGCCUCCUCACCAUGGCCCUGAUGCACUUCUGUAUCGCGCUGGGCUACGUCAACAGCAGUCUUAACCCAGUCCUCUACGCCUUCCUGGACGAGAACUUCAAGAGGUGCUUCAGGGAGUUCUGCCACCCUGGUCCGUUCCGCCUGGACAGCCGGCAGCAGUCUGGUCGGAUGAGGAGCAUCGCCCGGGAAGUUGCCUAUAACUGCAAAACGGCGGAUGGGAAUACAAACCCCGCAUGACUAGGCGUGGAGCUGCCUCUGGUCUGCCAGGAGCCCCAGAACAAUCACCACCAAGGGACAGGGAACUCCAACACAGAGCUCACGCAGAUCACUACCCUCUAGCAGCGCGUCGGCCCCCUGGGCUGGGGCCGAACGGGGACGGGCCAAGGUAGGGGCAGAGCCUGGGGGCCAGAGGUAGCCCGGGGCAGGGGCAGAGCCAGGGGGCCAGAGGUAGCCCGGGGCAGGGGCAAUGUGCGAAUGGCCUGGUUGGUGCCUGACCCGGAUCUGUGCCGGAGCGAACAGCAGGGUCAUGUAUUCUAACAGACUUUCUACUCGGGACUAAGGGGCUCUACUUCUCUAUGUCUUUGGUAAACAUGGAUGUCAUUUUGUCAUAUUUUAGUUGAUUGAUCAUUUUUCGGGCCGAUUAAAGCUUAGAGUUUAGGUCUGUGACUUUAGGUCUGUGACUUUAGGUCUGUGACUUUAGGUCUGUGUGCUUCAAGGACGAUUUCCAGGAAAAGUCGACCGUGUUUUGUUUUUGCGCAUGUUUCUCUCCACUCUGAGCCCAUUGAGCCCAUUGUUUGAGCCCAUUGAGCCCAUUGUUUGAGUCCAUUGAGCCCAUUGUUGAUUGUUUGAUUCAUGACGUUGUUGUCAUUUUUUCCUAUUGUUGUGCGAAUGCUUUUUUUUGGUCUGUUUCUAUGCUGUAAGUAAUUACUGUAAGUGGAGGUUUCUUUGUGUAUUUCUGUUGGUGAAGAACAACUUAUCCUACUCCAUGGCCUUAGAUACAAAGUCUGUUAUAAAUGCUAUCCACCAUCCUGGAUAGAGCGUGUUAGUCAUUGAUGGUGCUUUACUGUUUGUUUUCUAUCACCUUGCAGGUGUAGGAACGGGCAACACAUCAGUAACAGAGACUUGCUUGUUUGAAGCCUUUAUUCGUUGUUGCCGGUGAAAUAAUCAUUGAGAUGAUGAUGCUGCCUGAAGUUUCUGCGUAAACAGAUUUUUGCUUGUCGUCCUGUAAAGAGAAGAAAAAAAAGAAGCAACAAUAUUUUGUAUUUAAUGUGUUUUGGAGCAGCGCUGUCUUAAAAGUACGAUUUUACUUAAAAAGGGAAAAACUAAAGUGCAGCAAAAUGAAAAUAUAUAAUUAUAUAUGACGUGGUGUGUAUAGAAAUAUAAUUCAUUAUAUUCAUUCUAUUUUUAUGGUGGUGUUACUCUGUAUAUAUAGACAUGCUAUAUAAAGGUAUGUAAAAGUAUAUAAGUAUAUAAGUAUUGUUACAGUCAUCUAUCUAAGACACUUCUGAGACUUCUGUCUUUAUAUAUGAAUCAUGUUAUUGGUGUAUAUCUGUAUGCGUGCUGUUUGUGUCCAGAGGUGCAGGUAGAAUCUUUCCUAAAGUUGCAAAAUUCUGGUAACUUUCCCAAAAAGUAUUGGUUUGGGGAUUCCAGAUGUCCUGCUUAUUCCCUCCUGAUUCCUGGAAUCUUUCAACCAGGUUUUUCCUGGAAUAACAGGGAAUUCUGGGAAAGUUAUCAGAGGAUUUCCAUUAGUUUACAUUUCCAGACCACUUGAAUGUCAACAGAAAAUUCUCCAAAAAGCCAAAUCUAGCAAAAAACAGUUGUUGUAAUUAAUAUUAAAAGAGAUAAACAGUGUUUGCAUAAAUGGUUGUUGCUGUAAUUAAAGAUUGUAACAGUAUGUUUACUCAUGAACUGCAUUUUACGUGGCUAUUUAUUAUUAUUAAUGAAUGGUUAAUUUGCUGAUGCUAAAGACAUUUUAUAUGCUAGCCAACUUGUUGUUGAUGCUAAAGACAGUUGAUAUGCUAGGCAACUUGUUGUUGAUGCUAAAGACAUUUUAUAUGCUAGCCAACUUGUUGUUGAUGCUAAAGACAGUUGAUAUGCUAGGCAACUUGUUGUUGAUGCUAAAGACAGUUGAUAUGCUAGGCAACUUGUUGUUGAUGCUAAAGACAGUUGAUAUGCUAGGCAACUUGUUGUUGAUGCUAAAGACAGUUGAUAUGCUAGGCAACUUGUUGUUGAUGCUAAAGACAUUUUAUAUGCUAGCCAACUUGUUGUUGAUGCUAGAGACAGUUGAUAUGCUAGCCAACUUGUUGUUGAUGCUAAAGACAGUUGAUAUGCUAGCCAACUUGUUGUUGAUGCUAAAGACAGUUGAUAUGCUAGGCAACUUGUUGUUGAUGCUAAAGACAUUUUAUAUGCUAGCCAACUUGUUGUUGAUGCUAGAGACAGUUGAUAUGCUAGCCAACUUGUUGUUGAUGCUAAAGACAGUUGAUAUGCUAGCCAACUUGUUGUUGAUGCUAAAGACAGUUGAUAUGCUAGCCAACUUGUUGUUGAUGCUAAAGACAGUUGAUAUGCUAGCCAACUUGUUGUUGAUGCUAAAGACAGUUGAUAUGCUAGCCAACUUGUUGUUGAUGCUAAAGACAUUUUGUAUGCUAGCCAACUUGUUGUUGAUGCUAAAGACAGUUGAUAUGCUAGCCAACUUGUUGUUGAUGCUCAAGACAGUUGAUAUGCUAGCCAACUUGUUGUUGAUGCUAAAGACAGUUGAUAUGCUGGCCAACUUGUUGUUGAUGCUAAAGACAGUUGAUAUGCUAGCCAACUUGUUGUUGAUGCUAAAGACAGUUGAUAUGCUAGCCAACUUGUUGUUGAUGCUAAAGACAGUUGAUAUGCUAGCCAACUUGUUGUUGAUGCUAAAGACAGUUGAUAUGCUAGCCAACUUGUUGUUGAUGCUAAAGACAUUUUGUAUGCUAGCCAACUUGUUGUUGAUGCUAAAGACAGUUGAUAUGCUAGCCAACUUGUUGUUGAUGCUAAAGACAGUUGAUAUGCUAACCAACUUGUUGUUGAUGCUAAAGACAGUUGAUAUGCUAACCAACUUGUUGUUGAUGCUAAAGACAGUUGAUAUGAUAGCCAACUUGUUGUUGAUGCUAAAGACAGUUGAUAUGCUAACCAACUUGUUGUUGAUGCUAAAGACAGUUGAUAUGCUAGCCAACUUGUUGUUGAUGCUAAAGACAGUUGAUAUGCUAGCCAGCUUGUUGUUGAUGCUAAAGACAGUUGAUAUGCUAGCCAACUUGUUGUUGAUGCUAAAGACAGUUGAUAUGCUGGCCAACUUGUUGUUGAUGCUAAAGACAGUUGAUAUGCUAACCAACUUGUUGUUGAUGCUAAAGACAGUUGAUAUGAUAGCCAACUUGUUGUUGAUGUUAAAGACAGUUGAUAUGCUGGCAAACUUGUUGUUGAUGCUAAAGACAGUUGAUAUGCUAGCCAACUUGUUUUUGAUGCUAAAGACAGUUGAUAUGCUAGCCAACUUGUUGUUGAUGCUAAAGACAGUUGAUAUGCUAGCCAACUUGUUGUUGAUGCUAAAGACAGUUGAUAUGCUAGCCAACUUGUUGUUGAUGCUAAAGACAGUUGAUAUGCUAGCCAACUUGUUGUUGAUGCUAAAGACAUUUUGUAUGCUAGCCAACUUGUUGUUGAUGCUAAAGACAGUUGAUAUGCUAGCCAGCUUGUUGUUGAUGCUAAAGACAGUUGAUAUGCUAGCCAACUUGUUGUUGAUGCUAAAGACAGUUGAUAUGCUAGCCAACUUGUUGUUGAUGCUAAAGACAGUUGAUAUGCUAGCCAGCUUGUUGUUGAUGCUAAAGACAGUUGAUAUGCUAGCCAACUUGUUGUUGAUGCUAAAGACAGUUGAUAUGCUAGCCAACUUGUUGAUGCUAAAGACAGUUGAUAUGCUAGCCAGCUUGUUGUUGAUGCUAAAGACAGUUGAUAUGCUAGCCAGCUUGUUGUUGAUGCUAAAGAACAUUUGCUGAAGCUUGAAUUUGAAAAUUGUAUAUUUUUAAUCUGCAUAUUAAUAAAAUGGUGUUGAUGGGAAGCUUC